Messenger RNA from Pseudozyma flocculosa PF-1, 987 nucleotides. RefSeq lists its product as uncharacterized. The transcript has a single exon. Gene Ontology annotation, molecular function: 2-oxoglutarate-dependent dioxygenase activity. The record is from RefSeq and is a predicted model, not a curated record. NCBI's taxonomy places the organism in Eukaryota, Fungi, Basidiomycota, Ustilaginomycetes, Ustilaginales, Ustilaginaceae. Bases 1 to 987 code for a protein of 328 amino acids.
AUGGCGGUCAAGUCACUAGCCAAGCCGCUCGUCGCGCACGUCGGACGGGGACGCGGGAUCACGCCACGCGCCUUCGUCGAGGGGUACCAGCUGGCGCAGCGACCCGGGUUCUUUCCCUCGUUCCUCCGCGGUCCCGAUUGCACCGACGGCGACGGGGCAGGAGGAGAGCGGGAUGCACGGCCGGUAUGGCGCGCCCUCUCCUCGUGGUCGCAUCGGGACGAGAGGGGGAUCGAGACGUUGCGCGGCAUGAAGAGACGGGAUACGGCCGAUCUCGUCGUUCCCGUCGAACUGUCCCGACCUGGAUUGGGAUACAAUGCCCCCCGUGAGGAGGGAGCGACGACGACGAGGGGCGGGUGGGACAGGAUCUCGCUCCCCUUUGGCCUGUUCCUCGAUGCCUUCAUCUCCCAAUCCAUUCCCUGGUCCUCUUCCCCUUCCCCUUCUCCCUCCUCCUCGUCGGCGGGGUCGGGGUCGGGGUCGGGGUCGGGGCAGGGGGAUCCAGGAGUGGUGGGGUACAUGGCGCAGUACGAUCUCCUCUCCCUCUCCCCCUCUCUCUCCUCGGACGCACCACCUCUCCCUCACACGCGUGCAGGACCGAGGGGCGACCGCGAGCAGUGGCGAUCCAACCUCUGGAUCGGGCCCGGGUGCACCUUCACGCCAAUCCACCGAGACCCGUACCACAACCUCUUUGUCCAGAUCGUGGGCCGCAAACGCAUCCACGUCUUUCCGCCCUCGGCCCACUCCAGCCUCUACCUCUUCAAAGAGGGACCGCAGCAAAACACCUCAGUCAUCCACUCCGAACGUCCCCUCCGCACCGACGGGGCAGACGACAUGCACCGCCUCUUUCCCCUCGUCGAAAAGGCACUCGGCGCAACCCACACCGCCGUCGUCGACGUCGGACCCGGCGAUGCCGUCUUUAUCCCUCAAGGCUGGUUCCACUGCGUCGCUAGCCUCGAGACGAGCGUCAGCGUCAAUUGGUGGUUCCGCUGA